AAAUUGACCAUGGGUCCCACCUGUUAGUAAAGAAAAAUCCCAGUAGGUCCCACCUGUUAUCUCGCCCCUAAAAUCCCGUCGUAUCUCUCAGUUUCAUUUCUCAGAUUUCAAUUUUCCUUCUCUGAGAAUUUUAGGAUUUUCAGAAUUUCAGAGAUGAAGAGCAACGGCAACACAAAGCUCAUCCUCCUCCACCCGUCGAUCAACCACAAAACGACGGCGUCUUCCCACCGUCUCUGGGUCUUCUUCUUCAUCGCUUUCUUCACUCUGAUUUUCACUCUCACUCUCUUCUCCACCGCCAUUAAUUCUUCGUCUCCUUCCUCAUCCAUCUCCACCGCCUUCCCUUCCUCUCCCUCCACCGUCCUCCCGCCCUCCAUCGCCACCGCGCUCCUCCAUUACGCCGCCACCUCAAAUGCCUCUUCCACCAAGAUGUCCUCCGCCGAGCUCUCCGCCGUCUUCUCCGUCAUCCGCAAGCUCUCCCCUUGCAACUUCCUCGUCUUCGGACUCACCCACGAGACUCUCCUCUGGAGAUCUCUCAACUUCCUCGGCCGCACCGUCUUCGUCGAUGAGAACGAGUACUUCGUCUCCAACUUCGAGAAAAUCCAUCCCCACAUCGAAGCCUACGACGUUCAGUACACCACCAAGGUCUCCCAAAUGAACUCGCUGCUCACCCUCGCGAAAACCCAAAUGAGCAGCGAGUGUAAACCAGUGCAGAAUCUUCUCUUCUCCGACUGCAAACUCGGCAUCAACGACUUGCCCAAUCAUAUUUACGAUAUCGACUGGGAUGUCAUCUUGGUCGACGGCCCGCGCGGGUAUUCCCCAGACGCUCCCGGCCGGAUGUCGUCGAUUUUCACGUCGGCGGUCUUGGCGAGGACCAAGAAAAAUUCAGCCGCGUCGAAGAAGAAAACCCACGUGUUCGUUCACGAUUUUGGUCGCGAAGUGGAAAAAAUUUACAGCGAGGAGUUUCUCUGCGAGGAGAAUUUGGUGGAGGUAGUGGAUUCUCUGGCUCAUUUUGUUGUGGAAAGAACCGAGCCUGAUAGAUUUGAGUUUUGUAGUAACAAAACCAGCUCCUCCUCGUCGCCGUCACCGGGAACAGAAGGUGACGACGACGAUUCCGACGAUGUGAGUGAUGACUGAGACGUGUACUUAUACAUAGGCGCUUUUUGUAAUUAUCACCAUUGUAUCUAUUACAUGUUUUCUUCUAUCUUCGCUUACCGUUUGUUUUGGAUA
Messenger RNA from Carica papaya (papaya), 1227 nucleotides. NCBI's taxonomy places the organism in Eukaryota, Viridiplantae, Streptophyta, Magnoliopsida, Brassicales, Caricaceae. The record is from RefSeq and is a predicted model, not a curated record.